Messenger RNA from Syngnathoides biaculeatus (alligator pipefish), 862 nucleotides. Its product is annotated as ADP-ribosylation factor-like protein 14. Gene Ontology annotation, cellular component: cytoplasm. Gene Ontology annotation, biological process: vesicle-mediated transport; intracellular protein transport. Bases 1 to 612 code for a protein of 203 amino acids. Lineage: Eukaryota; Metazoa; Chordata; Actinopteri; Syngnathiformes; Syngnathidae. The transcript has 2 exons. The record is from RefSeq and is a predicted model, not a curated record. Gene Ontology annotation, molecular function: GTPase activity; GTP binding.
AUGGGGAUGCCCGGCUCCAAGCCUCGGAGGCAAGCGCAGGUCCUGAUGCUGGGCCUGGACGAAUCCGGGAAGAGCACUUUGCUCUACAAACUCAAGUACAACGAAAGCGUGGUGACGGUGCCCACCGUUGGGUUCAACGUGGAGACGUUGGAGACAGACAGGAGCAGCCCGGGUCUCACCGUCUGGGAUGUGGGCGGCCAGAAGAAGAUGAGGCCUCACUGGAAACAUCACUACGUCGACACGGCAGGCCUGGUGUUUGUGGUGGACAGCGCGGACCCCGGGAGGCUGGAGGAGGCGCGCAAAGAGCUCCAUCGGGUGCUGAAGUACGACAGCCUGAGAGGUGUUCCUCUGGUCGUCCUCGCCAACAAACAGGAUCUGCGGUGGGCUCUGAGUACCGAGGUGGUCUGUCAGAGGCUGGACCUGAGGAGAGCGUGUGAGGCCACCAGGGCUUGGUUCAUCCAGCCCUGCUCGGGCAUCACAGGCGCCGGGCUGGAGGAAGGUUUCAGGAGGCUGGUGUACCUGAUGAAGACCCCGCUUUGGCAGACACAAGAGGACAUCCAGGUCAAGAUGAAGUCAAAGGGCUUCAGGAUCACGGCCUUGUUGUGCGGCUGAUUUCUCACGGUGAGCGAAAAGCUCAUCUCAUGAAUCAUCCAAUCACGUUGAGUUCAUUCUUAUCUGCCUGCCUCAUCCAGAUCAUCUAAUUAAAGCGUGGCAUUUAAAGAUGGAUUAUUUCAACAGAGUCGACUAGUCAUAGCGUGACAGGAAAUGUUAUUUUCUUGAAUAAGAGGUUGUGACGAGAGUACACGAAAAGUCGAAGGGUGACAACGCUUGCGUGUCGUGAGAAUACUGAUGGAAUCGACCC